Molecule: messenger RNA, 1778 nt
Organism: Caenorhabditis auriculariae
Lineage: Eukaryota; Metazoa; Nematoda; Chromadorea; Rhabditida; Rhabditidae
Source: the annotation of a GenBank genome assembly
AUGCCUAACGAGAAGAAACAAUGGCGGAAACGGUCGGACGAAAGGGAAAGCGCAGUCUCGCCUCAUCGUAAUAAACAAACGAAUAUGAGCGUUGUCGUCCUGCGAAUUGUUGCGUCGCUCCUCUUCUUGACCUUUAUUCAAAGGUAAUAAUCUGUUUUCCAUCUUCUCGAGAUUUGAAGAGUUCAAGAUGCGAAUGCGGCUGCCGCACGGUUUAUUGUCCGCAGAUCAGCAGCACUCUUUUCCCAUGCGACAAUUGUCACACUUGCCUUGAAAAGUCCAGCAGGUUCCACUUGUUUAUCGAUUUCGACAAGUAGAGAAAUAUACAGUUGAUCUUGUCGUUCUGGUCCACAGUCCAUUUCUCACUGCCUUCGAAUAAUCUGAGAAGAAUUUUUGAAGCUCCUUCAGGCUUCGAAGGACCUUAAUUUUUAAAAAAUAGUUUGAAUCGGCUUUUUUUCGAAACAUUUUGGUUCCCUCAACAUGGAUCUCACCAAACCAAGACUAUAUAAAAAGAAAAGGUCUUUUGAAAAUCAUUUUUGCACUUUUCUGGUAGCUGAUUCGGCUCUUUCAAAGCUUGAUUCUCCGUAUUUUUUAAAUGUUGGAGCGAUUUUAAACCAAGACAGUGGGCACACUUUGCUAAAAUAGAUUGGUUAUGUAUUUUUUUUUUUUGACUCACUCUCUUUAAUUAAAUCUAACUUUUUCUCUACAUAGAUAGACUACAAGCAGAAAAACAUAACUUCAGACUUUGCUUCACUAGCAACAAUGCGACUUGUGGCUGCGCCACGGCUGUACCUGCCGAAUGCACCCGAAAUCCUUCCAAUACCACCGCUCCUUUUAUUUUCUGCUUCAUUGCUGGUUUUUAAUUCAUUCGUCCAUUUUUUUCAUGUCGGAUAACUCCAGACGAUGCCGCAAUCCCGGUCCCUGAAGUGAAAGUACACGAGGGAAGUUUUGUCUCGGCGGUGGUUCCUCGAUUUUUCUCCAAUCCGCCGUUUGACGUCGUCAAACCAUCUUUUCUCUACCUUUUGGCGUCUUUUCCGAAGGUUUUGAUUUAUUCUGUCUAAUUUCAUUCCAAGUUAGUAACUCUCAAAUUCAGGAAGGCUCUCAAUGUAAGUCGAUCGGCCACAUUGAGGCCUAUGAACGUGGGGCCGAAUGUCUACUCAGAAUUCGACUUCAUAUGCCAUCUAUCGACUACACUGGCCAUGAUGUUGGUAUUUGAAAGUUCAAGAAGAAAUCCCGUCGAAAAUAUAGUCCUACAAAUAUUUUUCCAUGAUAUCUUUGAUUGGCUGGUCACGCCCUUUUUUGAGAGUCCAGUCAAAAAUUUUUUGGUUGAUACUAACUUCAAAAGUGAAGGAAAAGGCUGGAAGCCAAGAAUCCGAAUCCGAAUCUUCGAGACUUCAAUAUUUGAACACUGGAGUGCGAUUGUAGAAAAGAGCUUCUAAAGAAAAAAAAAACUUCGCUUCUCAUUUUUGAACGCUCUCUAGAGUCCACAGAUUCAGGAGCAGACUCGAAAUAAACAAAAAUUCAUUUUUCUCUUCAAAAAUUGCUUUUUUCAGAACUAUUAUUACGACGAUAGAUCCCCGUUAGAGACUCAGUUAUCAUCAGAUCUAUUCGGCAAGAAAAAAAGCUUGCGAUUCUGGUCUGAAGUCACCUUGACAAGAAAAGACACGGUUUUUGAAAAUCCUUCUCUUUUAAUACGAAUCUCUCAAAUUCAGGUAAAAGACGGACACGUUCACUUUGCCAGCGUCCUCAAGUCUCCUUCCACAACUGUUGGUAUUUCUUAA